Molecule: messenger RNA, 4783 nt
Organism: Oryzias latipes (Japanese medaka)
Lineage: Eukaryota; Metazoa; Chordata; Actinopteri; Beloniformes; Adrianichthyidae
Product: E3 ubiquitin-protein ligase TRIM21
Molecular function (GO): protein binding; zinc ion binding
Source: RefSeq, a predicted model, not a curated record
GACGUUCAUUUGGGUGGAGUGUUUGCACUUAAUUAGCAUCAGAUCCAUUUAAAAAAUCAAUUUUAGGACGUGUGUGCUUCUUUUUAAAUCAAGGACUUAAAUCAAGCACAAUCAUGUUCUUUAAAGCACACAAACUAGCUCUAACUUGUCCUCCGCAAAGCACACAAACAGCUCAUUUUUGAUCAGUGACUUCUCAGAGCCUGAGUGGAGUACAGUGGUCUGGUAGUCCUAAUGUGUUAUGAUUGCUGUUUUUUUAUUCCCUUUUUAAAAUUUGUGUGCAGCACUGUACAUUCAAAUUUUUACUGAGUUUUGAAUUGGAUCUAGCCACUUUUCUGCCAGUUGUAGUGUGGACCAAUGAGACUAUAAGGUCUUUGUCAGCAUAUUUAACCUUCAGACAAGACCUCCUCUUCUCCCACUCAGUUUUUUCUUCCUGUCUCAUCCCCGUUAGUCCUCACACUGUGGUGUUGUCCUGGGUGCUAGCAGACGGCUGUGAAGGCUCAGAUUCUGGACACUCUAGUGGUUCAGAGAAUCUCACUUUUUUCUUUGGUUUCUUCUUUCAGGCUGGUCUUCUUCUCAACUUGUUUGGUUUGUCCGUCAUCAGAAGAUGUUUAAUGUUGCUGUGUUGUACUGCUUGAUUCUGAAAAUAAUAAUACAUAUUAAUGUUGCGGGCUGUUUUUCAUACAUUUUUCAAGUCAGUUUAAUCUUUUUCAGAGUUAUGAGGAAGCCGAUCUCAGCGCCGGUCGGGUGAAGGCGUGGUACAUCCUGGAUGGUUUGCUUAUCUAACAAAGGGUCACACAGAGACACAAUCACACACAGUCUCAUUCCCACCUAUAAUUAUAAUUUAAAGUCAUCAAUUGAUUCAUGUGUUUCUGCAGUGGGACGAACCUGCAGAAAACCCAAACAUACAUAGGAAGAAUAGCAGAAGCAGUUAAUGUUGGGGAAAUAAACAUUAAUUCACUUACCAGUAUCUCUUAUCCUUUGCAGAAUCUUUUUCCAUGAUCUUUUGUUGCUUAUUUAACAAAAACUUGUUUAAAAUGAUAAAUGUUUUCUGAGCUUCAAUGUGUAAGCUAAAUUUUCUAAGUAACUUUUACAUAUAUUCAGAGUUAAAGACUAAAAUAUUUUGUUGUUGAAGUGUUUUGCUAAGCAACUUAAAAUGGGUCUUUUAUUUCUGUGAUGUCACAGUCUGUUGCUAAGUAACACACCAAGUGACUUUGGUGUUAAUAAUGUUAAAGUGGCUUCAGUUUACUUUGACUGUUUGCAUCUAAAUCAUCACAUCCUGAAAAAUGAUCAACAUUUUUUGACAACAUGUGAUUUUAAUACAUAUGUAGUAAAGACAAACAAAAUACACAUUAUAUACUGUACAUGUAUAUGUUUAAGGAAACAGCCCACUGAUUUGUGCAAUUGUGGGGAAGAGGAGGAAUCAGUGGUUUGUGUCUUGUGUUGCUGCAAAAGGUCUGGGGAAGACAGAAGGCACCUGGAGGACAGUUUCAAGUUGUCAGACAUUGAAGUUUUGAGUUUGAGGAGGCUUUUUGUUUUGUUUUGCAGUCAAGUUAGGUAGUUCCCCACUCUGACUCACAGUUCUACACAGUAGAUGGCGGAAAUGCACCUUCACGUUGCUGCACCCUCCAUUUAAACAAGAAGAAGAAGAGGAAGAAGUAUUGCACCUCCUCAUUUCCUCAUUCUUUAGUCAAUAUUGAGCAGACAGAACAGCUGAACCUCAGAUAAAACAGAAUUUACUUCAUGGAAACACUCUUAUUUUGUCAGCUCCUCCUCAGUUCUUAAGUUUUCCUUUCUGUCAGUUGAACACCAUGGCAGCGACCAGCUGUUGCUUACAAGAGGAGCAGUUUCUGUGCUGCAUUUGUUUAGAUGUUUUUACUGAUCCAGUCACGAUACCGUGUGGACACAACUUCUGCAAAAUGUGCAUUACCAAAAACUGGAACAUUAGCAGUCCUCGAUGCCAGUGUCCUAUGUGUAAACAACAUUUUACAGUUCGUCCUGAGCUGAGAGUCAAUACUUUUGUUUCGGAGAUGGCCACUGAGUUCAAGCAGGCGACCCAAAGACAAAGUAGCGUGGAGCUCCAGAAAGCCAAACCAGGAGAAAUCCCCUGUGAUGUUUGCACUUUAACAAAAAUGAAAGCUGUCAAGUCCUGCUUGACUUGUUUUGCCUCCUAUUGCAGCAUGCACCUGGACCCCCAUAAAACGUCUGACCGACUAAAGACUCAUAUGCUCAGUGAACCGGUUGAGAGCAUGGAGGCCAGGAUGUGUCCGAAGCACAAAAAACCUCUGGAGCUCUUUUGUAGGAACGAGCAGCUGUGUGUGUGCUCACACUGCUCUGUUACAGAACAUGUGGCCCACGACAUCACGUCCAUCAGCGACGAAUGUGAAUCCAAGAGGACAAAGCUGCAAGAUGUCGAAGCUGAAACUCAGCAGAUGAUCAGAGAGAGGCAGCUGGAGAGUCAACAGAUCGAACAGCUAAAAAAAUACAGCAGGGAAGAUGCAGAAAGAGAGAUUGCCAAUUCUGUCCAGGUCUUCACCGUUUUCAUGCAGACGGCAGAAAAAGGUCUCAACAGGCUUAUUGAAAUGAUUGAGGAGAGACAGAAGAGGACAGAACAAGAGGCCGACGGCUACAUCAGAGGACUCCAACAAGAAAUCUCUGUCCUCGGUCAAAGAACUGCUGAGCUGCAGCAACUCGCCCAAACUCAGGACCAUCUCCUUCUCCUCCAGAAAUUAACUGGCCUGCAAUCUACCGAAAACCCGAUGACUCGAACUUGCACAAAUAUCCGUCUCCCAGUGUUUGAGGGAGCUGCCCUGGAAGCCGUGGCAGAGCUGGAGAAAACACUGAGUGCAGAGAAAGAGCGACUGCUACACGAAGCAAGACUGAAAAGGGUUCGGCAGUACUCAGUGGAUGUGGUUCUGGAGGCCCAAACAGCCAACCCCUACCUUAUCCUAUCUGAAGAUGGGAAACAAGUCCGCUGUGGGGAGGUGAGACGGGAUCUGACAGAAAACGAGGAGAGGUUCUCUCUUUAUGCUAGUGUCCUGGGACAGCAGACCUUCUCUUUUGGUAGAUUUUAUUUUGAGGUACAAGUUACAGGAAAAACCGACUGGACUCUUGGUGUUGUGAAAGAGUCUGUGGAUAGGAAAGGAAUCGACCCACUGAGCCCAGCCAACGGUUACUGGGCAGUUGGCUUGAGAGAUGGAAACCAGUACCUGUGUCUGGACAGCCCUGCUGUGAGCCUGAUUCUAAACUGGCACCUGGAACGGCUUGGAGUGUUUGUUAGUUACGAGGAGGGUUUGGUGUCCUUUUUUGAUGUAGACAAAGCUGUUCACCUUUACUCCUUCACUGACUGUGUCUUCACUGAGAGUCUGAGGCCCUUCUUCAGUCCUGGUAAUCACAAGCGAGGGAUAAACUCUGCACCUCUCAUCAUCUCGCUCAUAAACCGCAUCGACUAGAUUUUGUCUGUGAAACUUCCUCCAGUUUUGCCAAGGGGUACCUACGGCGCUCUGAGGUCCGCCAAGAGACAUUGUCCCUUCAGCACCUUCUGGGUCUACCCAAGAUCCUCUGCCUGAUGGGGGAUGCCCAGGAUACCAGGGAGGCAUCUAGGAGACAUCUUAAAGUGAUACCUGAGACACUGCAGCUGGCUUUUCUUAAUAUGGAGAAAAAGCUCUACUCCCAGCUCCACCCAGGAAAUGGAGCUCCUCACCCUAUCUCUAAGGGGAUUCCUCAGCAACCCUGCGGUUCAGUAAAAUCAGCAAAACAAUAUAGUGUGCUAAAAAAGCAAACCCUAAACCGGUCCCCACUCCCUGGCUAGGCCUAGGCAGUCUGUCCAUAAAACCUCAACAGAACCAAUGACAAAGGCUUUUCCUGACAGGCACGACUUACUGCUGGCAGUAUGAGCCAAGGUGACUGUAUAGAGACGGGACUCCCCUACCUUCCAGAAGAAACACAAUGAGAGACACGAUCAAAUGGUUUCUCCUAAACGGGAGUUGAAGACAAUACGGUUGAUAAGGGGAACAGCCACAGGGUGAUCAGACAUCAUACAGUCUCAAGGAGGGGUAUAAGAAGGUGCUACAAUUGCAAACCUCAAUACCAACAUGAGUGAUAACAGCAAUAUUUAGAAGAGAGAGCUCAGAAAGAAAUCGGGAAAUGUUUUUAUUUUAUUUUUUUACUUUAACUCUUCAUGAAGACUUUUGUUACAAUUCUUUGCCCAACACCAGAUUCUACAGAAGUUCAAAUAGUUUGAUGUCAAUAAACGUGUCAUCCGUUACCAGUUCCAUGACUGUAAAAUCUCCUAAACGUUAUCUUAUAUCUCCUGGCCUAACUUCAUCAGCUUGCAAAACUGGACUAGUCUAACUCACUUUCAAAGGGUCUGUUUCAAAUCUUUUAAACUGUCAAAGAAUGGCCUGUUUUCUGUGAAUGAACAAAACAUUUUGUUUGAGUGGCCCUUAGCCUGAAGACACAUUGAAGAAUAUUCACCUGUAUUUGUCACAGCAGUAGAUUUGGACUUGUCUCUUCCUCUUCACAUACCAUUGUUGUGUAUGUGUGAAUGUACAUUUUAUACUUCAUAUUUUUGUAUUACAUAGUAUCCUAAACUGCUUUUAAUUGCUUCAUGAAAACAAAUGAAGUGUUUUGAAUAAUCUAAAUUUUUUAUUUUGUAUCCUAUGAGCCAGAGUAUUUAAAUCUAAAUCAGAAAUUAUUUAUUCUGCCACACAAUACUGAAAUAAUUUACAAAACGGUUAUCCUGUGCUGUGUUAACAUGAAAAUAAAAACACAAUCAAAAAAACAA